UCAGUCAUGUCUCUCAUCAAAAUGAACAUCCACUUUGUGUUUGUCGGCUUUGUUUCAGUGCUGUUUGGGCCGGUCAGUGCAGAUGUUCUCUCUUUUGCACAAACUGAAGGAAAGAGCAUCACAGUCCGAUGCAACUUCGGUUUAUCUGGAGGCAGGAGGUUCUUCUGUAAGGGAGAAUGUAAGAAAGAAAAUAUUCUCAUCGAAACAACUGGUGAGAAAGCUCACAACGGCAGAUACAGCCUCGAGUACGAAGGAACUUAUUCCUCCCCUGUUCUGUACGUGACCAUCAAUCAGCUCACUAAGUUGGACACAGGAUGGUACAAGUGUGGUUUGAGCAACUUUUUCACAGAGUUGCACCAUGACAUUAAUCUCACAGUCAAUGCUGCUCCAACUACAUUCACUCCAGCUACAGCAACUACUGUUACAGUUAAAGGUUAUGUUUUUCCUGUGAUUGUAUCUGUUCCUGUGGUGGUUUUGCUUUGUGUGGCGGUUUCCCUUUUCCUCUGCAAAAGAAAGACCAAGAAGAACUUUGACGGUGUGAACUUGGAUGGCCAAAACUUGAAGUCACCAGGUGAAGACCCCAUCUAUCAGAGCCUCACUCCAGCCAGCAUGGACCAGGACCAGACCUACUCCACGCUCAUACACAAGCACAGAGCCUGAAAGUGCUGCAUUUAUUCUCAUCCUCAUCAAAAUCUUUUUCUAACUUGUUAUUGAGCCAUUUCCACCCAGAUGAGUGAAAUGCAGCAGACCUGACAAACGUUUGUGGUCAACCCUCUGAAACGUACAGUGUGACGCCAGAAGAAAGCAGAUCAGAGAGCAGCUGACCUCCUUAUUUAAACAUCUCAGAGCCUGCACUGAUUCUUCAUUUAGAUUUUUAUUCGCUGACGGGAAUUCUGCAGGAAUAUUUUAUGAUAUUUUACAUUUUACUUUGUACUGUUUUUUGGUUUAAAUGGUCUUACUUCAUUUUUAAGU
Molecule: messenger RNA, 972 nt
Organism: Melanotaenia boesemani (Boeseman's rainbowfish)
Lineage: Eukaryota; Metazoa; Chordata; Actinopteri; Atheriniformes; Melanotaeniidae
Exons: 6
Coding region: 7-660 (217 amino acids)
Source: RefSeq, a predicted model, not a curated record